Molecule: messenger RNA, 4239 nt
Organism: Cyphellophora europaea CBS 101466
Lineage: Eukaryota; Fungi; Ascomycota; Eurotiomycetes; Chaetothyriales; Cyphellophoraceae
Exons: 2
Coding region: 1-4239 (1412 amino acids)
Biological process (GO): protein demethylation; regulation of transcription by RNA polymerase II
Molecular function (GO): DNA-binding transcription factor activity, RNA polymerase II-specific; zinc ion binding; transcription coregulator activity
Source: RefSeq, a predicted model, not a curated record
AUGCCCACAUCGACACUAUGGCGCCGUGGCGCUGCCGGCCACACGUACAGAGGCACCAGUCCGGAGCCUCUAUUACCAGGCGAUAUUGAACCUCUUUCCCCUGAGCCUUCGCUCGAACCCACGGUCUCCGCCGCACGCCCUUCUACCUCCUCCGACCACAUAAGCAACACCACACCAUUGGACGGCCUCGGUCUGUCUCAUGCUGGUUCCUUACCGAAAUCUGAGCAUGUGUACCCAGAAUUAGGUAUUGACAGUCAUGGUACUGCCCGCCUGCAUACAAGGGCUACCGAGUAUCAUGAGCGCGUGGAAUAUCACCAGUCAGGUAUUCAGAGCUGGGUACCGCGUCAUACUUCUCAAAAUCGUAAUGCACGCUCAGCGAAAAGCCCCAACCAUACCCGCUCUGGCUCUACCAUCGAUGAUCUUGCAAGCGCCGCAAUUGCCAACUCUCCCACCCUCACAAAUGGCAGCCCACGCCCCUUCCAUUCGAAUGGCCAUGCGUCCGGCUACGUAGCCCCUAGGCCGUCCACCUCCCAUAUCAGUCCCACCGAGUUUCAUAAUAGCUACGAGCAUCCUGCGAAAAGAAUAAAGUCGGACCGACUGCCGACAGUCGAGUGGGGGGCGCAGCCAUCCCGACCGAUCACAAGCUACGAACCCAAUCAAAACAGACCUCCCGAUGCCGAAGCGGCGGCCCUUCUGUUGGCCCUGGGGCAAGAAGUCAACUUCAGCAAGCAAAUCACGCCCUCCAUACCACAUGCUCAACUACACCGAUCCUCCGACCCUGAACCGCAGCGAAUUAUCCCCGGCGACCGGAUGCAAACUUACGAUCGGACGGGGCAAACGCGAUGGCCGUCUCCAGACAUGAUGGAAGUCGACCAGCAUGAGCGUGAAGAAUACUUGUACGAUUUACCAGCGGCAGCGGCUGCAACAGACAGCCAGUGGGAUGGCCGGCCAUCCUCUAGUGGCCAUCAGCAACUGGAAGCUACAUUCAGCGACUCCGGCGACGCUACACGGUUCCACGAGCCUAUCGCACCUCCUCUGAAUCAGAAAAAACCUCGGCGCCUCAAGCCCGAACUUCUACAGGUUGAAGUGUGCGCUGAAUGUGGGAAGACCGAGCAGAGAAUUGCUGAUGGCGACGAGGGUACAAUCGAGUGGAUACAGUGUAAUGCAUGUAACAGGUGGUUUCACACUCAUUGUGCCGGGAUCAGAAGCAAGGCCGAGGCUCGGACGGUGGACAAAUUUAUCUGCAAGAAGUGUGAACCAGACCAUGGCUCAACGACAUAUGUUCGGACAUCUUCCCGUGCCAGAACAGCCAUUGAUUACGCUGGAUUGAACCAGGGCGUCAUCAAAUCGUCCGUUGAGACAUCUCUUCAUCACUACAUUCAACCGUUGAAGACUGGCAAAUAUGCCAUUCAGGCCGAUGAUUUCGCCAGAGUCCGACCGGAAUUACUCACCGCCGAAUUCAUGCAGAGCUUCGACAAUAUGAAGCGGCCUUUUGUCGUACCAGCUGCAUGGAAUCCUCGUUUCGGCGCGGCUCGUGAGAUCGAAAGACCAGAGUCCGACGAAUCAUCGUCCACAAUGCUCGUUGACAUUGACGGCAAACAACUGGGACCAGAUUACGGCCCCACAGAAGACGUUGUCAAAGAACGAGUGAUCGACUGUGAUCAAGAUCUUCUUGACAUGGUCAUGCCACGAGAUCUCACCGUACGCAAAGUUGCCGAGCUUGUAGGACCAGAGCACAGCCUCGGUGUGAUCGACGUGAAGACCCAGGAGACCAAAGGCAUCUGGACGGUCGGUAAAUGGGCUGAUUACUAUGAGGAACCUGGCGAGAAACCUAUACGGAAUGUCAUCAGCUUGGAAGUCUCUGAGACGCCUCUAGGCCGCGUUCUCCGCAGACCCAAGGCUGUACGAGACCUUGACCUCGAAGACAGCGUUUGGCCUUUUGAACGCUAUCCAGACAAGAAGAAAAAGUCUGUGCAGUUCUAUUGCCUAAUGUCUGUGGCGGACAGCUAUACCGACUUUCAUAUCGACUUUGGCGGGUCUUCUGUUUACUACCAUAUCCUCAAAGGCACAAAGGUCUUCUUUUUCAUCCCCCCUGAGGACAAAUAUCUGAGAAAGUACGAGCAAUGGUGCAACUCUAGCAACCAAAACGACACUUGGCUUCCAGAUCUCUGCGACGGAAACGUCACGAGGGUGGACCUCCAUGAGGGCGACACCGCGUUCAUCCCGGCGGGAUGGAUCCAUUCUGUUUGGACUCCAGAAGACAGCCUCGUGAUCGGCGGCAAUUUUCUCACUCCCAUCGAUUACGAGCUGCAGAUUAGGGUAGCUGCUAUCGAGAAGAACACUGGUGUUGGUGCGAACUUCAGAUAUCCCUUCUUCCAGAAAGUCAUGUGGUACACAUUGAUCAAGUAUCUGGAAGACGAUCCUGUACCAGGAGAUGUGAUGGAAGAUUUCCAGACAGAUCCAGACUACAUGUAUCUUCGCGCACACCCUAUCUGGCAGGAAAUCGACGAUCUGCGGAUAGAUGCUGAACCUCAGACAGCCGAGUACAACUUCAGGCAUUAUCCAAAAAGCGAGAUAAUGGGCCUAGAAGCACUGAGAGAUUAUCUUUACCGGACUGCACGCAUCGCAGCGGAUCUACCGGUAGAGAAUAUCUCCAAAAAGGCCAUCGAAGCAGUCAAGCGAUCGAUUCCAAAGGAGCAUGGUGAUCCCCUUGAGCUCAUCAAGACGUUUGCCAUCUGGUGUGCAUGGAAAAUAGGACACGAGAAAGCCCCUGGCUGGGUCUAUAGCGACGAUCAGGAGCUCCCCGAGACGGAUAAGAAGCCGAAGAAGGCCAAACCAGACAGGAUCCCAGGCGAAAGGACGUCGUCCAGAAGAGCCGCGCAAGCACAGAGCUAUGAGCAGCAAGACGAGCUGCGGAACAGGGAGCCUUCUUUUCCUUCUGUGGUCACGCCCUACAAACCUGGAGAAUCCGCGUCCGGCGUCAGCUCGGAUAUCGGCAGGAAACCCAAGCCCGCUCAACCGAAGUCAGCCAUGGUCAGAAUGGCAUGCGACGCCUGUCGAAAAAGACGCGUCAAGUGCAGGCACAGGGAAGAGCCAUUACCGACAUUGGAUGCGAAGCCUCCUUUCUCGCGAAGUCAGAGCCCUCUUGAAUUUGUCGCCAUGCAGGAUGGGCUCGUGCCAACUUCUGGCGACAAUUUUCUGCAGCUCAAUGGAACUCCGAGCUCGAACUCUACCGCACCACAAAACAACCUCUUGUCCAUGGAUGCGCAAAUGACGGAUCCACCCAAUUUUAUGACAAAUGGUCUUACACCGCCUUCUAGUAAGAAGAGCCGGAGCAAGGCCUGUGAUGAGUGCCGCAAAAGCAAGCGUCGGUGUGUGCAUGAUGAGUUCGGUAGAGUUGACCCAGCGAAGGCCGCGGAGCCAGCCAAGCCUCGCGGGUCAACAAGCUCAAAGAGACCUGCUCGACCUAGCGAUGGAGACAUACAGGUCAAGCGAAGCAGAUUGGACAGCUCCGCGUCCACCAAAGUCCCUGUUGACAUCGAAGCUAUGAUUGACCCAGCUUUACUUGGCGAUCCGGCCGGCAAUCACGAGCAACUGAAUAACAGUGUUGAAAUCGACUACAACCAGACCGAACCAGCAGUGUUCAGUUCUGCGCACACAGAUGCCAUGCAAGUCGAUAGUAUGCCUGCCAGGUCUCUUACCUCUGCAAGCACAACCGUAAAGGAAGAUCCGGACCAGAUCCAACCGAAUCCCUCAGCCCAUCAACCUACGAUUGAACUUUCGACAGGCUAUGCCGUGCCCGAGCAUGCGAUUGAUGACGAGCUGGAACCUGAGUCAGAACCGAAGGGGGAAAGAACGCCACAUACCAGCAAUUCACCUGUUUCGCAACGACACUCUUCACGGCAGCCCAAGCAGGUGCAGAGGUUCAUUCCAGAAGCCCAUCGGUCACCGAGCAAGGCCCAACCGAAUCCCGCCCGUCGUGGUUCCAGUGCUGUCAGCGGACAUACUGUCAUCAAUAGCACAAAGAGCCGGCGCUCAUCCAGCAAUACUUCGGCUACGAUAUUUAAUGGUUUGUCAGCGUCCACGAAAGGACAAGCAACCGUUGAAGCGAUAGCUCGGCCAGGUAGUAAAGGUCGAGAAAGUACAGCCGAGAGCGACCUAGACCCCGACGAAAAGCUAGCUCGGGAUUUACAUGCGGAGGAGCAUGGUUUGAGGAGGAGGCAAAGCAUGAGAGUUUAG